Molecule: messenger RNA, 999 nt
Organism: Pestalotiopsis fici W106-1
Lineage: Eukaryota; Fungi; Ascomycota; Sordariomycetes; Amphisphaeriales; Sporocadaceae
Exons: 2
Coding region: 1-999 (332 amino acids)
Biological process (GO): secondary metabolic process
Source: RefSeq, a predicted model, not a curated record
AUGGUUACUAUUACGGAAAUUAGAACUGCCAAUACUUCGCUAAAGUCAUCGCGCUCGGGACUGACGGCUGUAAUUACAGGAGGCACUUCAGGCAUUGGCUAUGGUUUUGUCAAGGCUCUCGUUUCUCAAACAGACAGCCCCAAAGUUUACCUUGUCGGCAGGCAAGAAAAGCUAGCCCAAGUCAUUGGCGAACUCGAAACAAUCAAUAGCACUGGCCAAUAUAUUGGCAUCCAAGUCAAGGAUUUGACCCUUCUCGCCGACACUGAAAAAGCCGUGAACCAAAUCCUGGGGCAAGAGUCCAAAGUCGACCUUCUUUUCAUGUCACAAGGAUACCUCUCUUUUGCAUCGAGAGACGAGUCGGGAGAGGGCAUUGACAAGAUCACCUCGAUUCGCCAUUACAGCCGAACGCUCCUCAUCCUCCGACUUCUUCCGCUCCUAAACGCUGCUGCCUCGCCACGCGUCAUUUCCGUCCUCGCAGGCAGUAAAGAGGGUGUCAUAUUUCCCAAUGACCUCGAGUUCAAGGACCCCAAGAAUUACAGCCUGGCAAAGGUCGGAGAUGCCACUGCAAGCUACGUCUCCCUGACUCUGGAGCAGAUCCAGGCACAGAAUCCCAAGAUUAGCUUUGUUCAUGCAUUCCCUGGGCUCACCAAGUCCUCUCUUUUCCGACCCGAGAGUUUCGGUCGCGCACUCAGCUUUUUCAUCAACUGGGUCGUUAUGCCAAUCACCAGCCGUUUCCUGUGGCAGUCAGUUGAAGAAGCCGGGGAGAGGUUCUUGUAUGUAGCCUCAGCCCCCAAAUUCGCUGCACCAGGGGCGGGUAAUGAUGGCGAUUUGGCCGUGGGCUCAAAGGGAGUCAAGGGAAGCGGUGUUUACACAAUUAACGAGAAGCAGGAAGGAGUUCAUAACAAGAUCCUCGACUCACUGAGAUCUGACGGCUCUGAUGUCAAGAUUUUCGAGCAUACCUUGGAUACCAUUAAGCGAGUGGUAGGAGAUAGGAUAUAG